Molecule: messenger RNA, 3343 nt
Organism: Salmo salar (Atlantic salmon)
Lineage: Eukaryota; Metazoa; Chordata; Actinopteri; Salmoniformes; Salmonidae
Product: RPA1 related single stranded DNA binding protein
Molecular function (GO): single-stranded DNA binding
Source: RefSeq, a predicted model, not a curated record
GUUCAUAAUAUAAGUGAUAUGCAAAGCACUGUGUUGAUGUGUAGAAUAACCGCUUCCAGAAUUCAAAUCCACUGCCGCCGAAACAAAAGCGGAACUCUCUAAGAUGCUGUAACUAGCUAGCUACAAUGUUUCCAACCAAUUUAUCGUGACUUUAUCGUCUUUUGUAAGUACAAAACUAGCUAGCUAGUCAUAAAACGGAAACUGUUCAUUCUUGUUCAUCAGUAACGUCAUUAGCAUGCUAACGCGUUAGUUAGCUAGCUAAAUAUCUAAAGUUAGCUACUAGCGUUUUUGUUUUUUGCAAGAAAAAGCUAGCUAUAUUAUUGGAUGUGGCAAGACCGAUACAGCUAGCACUAGGUUGAUGGUUAACGCUUGUUUGCGUGGUCAGCUAGUCAGCAAAUGGCUGUUAAUAACAAUCUUUGUUUACAGAGCUAAAGUUAACUAGCUAACUACAUCGUUAGCCAAGGCAUACAUUUAAGGUAGGUAGGUAGUUGUAAACAAACCCAUUUCCCCCAGCCUGUUGCGCAUUAAUGAUGCCCGAAGAAUUUCAAAACAUAUCGGCUUGUUCCGAUCCAUUGACUGAAAAUAAUCAGAAUUCUUUCUUACAUUCUACUUUGGAACAGUUCUUUACUGCAAAAACACGUACACUUAAAAUUGAUAAAACCGAUGCUGUAGCUGUCAUUGAACUUCAGAGAUAUUUGACAGAACAACAAAAUGUUGGACAACAACAACCUCCUGACAGCUACAGCUAUGACAUGAUAGUGACUGAUGGAGUCUGGCAGGCCAAGUGCAUUCUUGACCGUAGUUUAAAUCAUCUGAUCCACAAAAACAUUAUAAGUAGUGGAAUUGAUAUCCACAUCACCCAGUGCUCGUUUGUUUACAAUGAAAGAAGAUUGGGUCAGGGUUGUGUUUGCAUCGAGAAGAUUGAACAUGGUUCAAAGGCGUCUAAUGUGUUGCGCAAGAUUAAGGACUUGGAUUCCCUCCCCAUGAUUUCAAAGGAUGGCUUUGGGAACAUUGUGGCAUUGCAAAGUGAUUCACCCCUGCAGGUGGGCCGCAAGCAUUACCUGUCUCUUUGGAAUAACGAGGAUCCUGAAGGCAGACUAUGGGUUCCAGAUGUCCCCCCAUCAGACGUGGUGCUGGAUGUGUCAAAGAUGACCCUCCUGUGUGAUCUAGAGUCGUCACUCGGAUGCAUGUUUCGACCUCUCCCCCUGAUAGUGAGGGUGAUUCAUAAAUCCAGACUUCGGUAUUAUGGAAAACCUGGACUCAAGAUUAAUUACCCGUACCAGGCCUACUUUGAGGUUGCAGACCAGAGUGGCACCAUGUCCCUUGUCCUGUGGAAUGAGCUGUGCCCAGAAUGGUACCAGAGACUGAAUGUUGGAACUGUGCUCUAUCUCCAAAACUACACUCUCAAGCAGAGCUAUCAGAACAGGUCACGACCUCACAUAGACAACCACAGAAUGAAGAGCUUUCACUCAGUAGAAAUUUGUCUGAAUCCACGGAAUCCCACUGCAGUCCUUACUGUGGUUCCAGCCAAGAGUGUGCCACCUCAAUGGGGCUUGCCCGAGGUUUCCUACCAGUUCACCGUUAGAUCAGAACUGGAGAGCUUGGCCAGCAAUUCUGCAUGUGAUGUCAUUGGCUUGGUAACGUUUGUGAGUCGGGUGGAGAGAAUAAAGUGUAAGGGGAACACAGGCCCAGAAAAAUACUGGACUUACCGCUGGGUCCAUGCAGUGGAUGGAACAUCCAAUAUUCCUUUCAUUUUGGAGAUUUUUGCUUCUUCACAACCAGAAAUAUUCAAUGGGAUAUAUCCAAUGACAUACCUGGUCUGCACUCAGAUGAGGAAGUGUCAAGAGCCAGACUCACUGCCUUACCUCACCAGCAGCUGUGAGACACAGAUAUUCACUACAGGGUAUCACAAGGGCCAGCCCUACGUGUCAGACCCCAGAGUGAAGAGCUUCAUCCAAUGGACCAAGACUCUGAAGGACAGUGUCAUGCUGAAGAAGACUGCUGUUGGUGGCCAUUACUGCUUCCCUCACGCCCCUCUUAUCUUCACACAGUCUGUGGCAGAUGGCUCAGCUCAAGUUCCUCUAGUUGCUGCAAAUGACUUGAAGAGUGAGUUGGAGGGUCUGCAUUAUCGUGAGCACAAGCGGCUGGCAAUCCAAGGACAGGUCAUGGCUGUGCAGUAUGUGACAUUGCCAGAGGAGACUCUGUCAGACCAGCAGAUGGUUCAGUCUGUUGUGGCUGUAUCUGACCCACCCAGUGAUCAGAGGACUGUAGAAGUGACUCAGAUGCUGAUAAACAGGGAAACAGCGCCAUCUAGUGUGCAGAGCUCACCCAGCAGACGGAAAAGAAAACAAGCCAAGAAGAGAGUGAUGAAGCGGCGCUACAUUACUCGUGCCAGAGUGCAAGAGAAAAGAGAGGCUGGCCAUGGCUUAACAGAAGAGGAGCUAAGUGAAGAGGAGAGUGAUUCUGAAACAGAGGAAGUUGGUCCACUAGAAAAAAGAACUGACCAAUCUAGAGCCAGUGGACAACUAGGUCCACCAGGUUUUCCACAGAGUGAAGGCGCUACUGGAGAGGGAUCAGUUGCAGACUGUGAUAGGACGUCGUGGGAAAGCAGCUCGUGGCCGAAGCAGAGACAAGAAGUGUUAGAAUAUUUACAUCCUGGUGGUGUGUGCUCAGAGAGCCUUUCUCAGAGAUUCAGAUUUGAUGACAAGACCCUUCUGCUGCAGCAGAGUAACCUACAUGCUGCUAGAUGGACUCCAGAGCAAACCACAGACACCCUGUCAUCAGUAACCUGCCAAGGAUACUAUAAAAUCACAAUAUUAGGUAUAAACCAGCAGAUGGCCAUCGAUGCUGCCUUUGUUCCUGUGAUGUCAUCUGGGGACCCCAGGUCCUUAGGUCUAACUCAAGACCCCCAUGACAACACACUUCUGUCCUGCCUGUCUGCAGGCUUCAUCUGCCCUCUCGCAGACCCCCUGAGCCAGAGUGAGGUUGCUCUCCCUGAACCAGAGGAGAUUUUAGCAACUGCUGAGGAACUGAAAGACACCCAUCUUGUGUGCAUCCUUGACCUCUGUCAUCUGGGAGGAGAGAAAGUGGAGGUUAUCAUCACCAAGGUGUAUAGAAUGACUGACAUUGCUUUGGUAUAGAUAUUGGACCACAGUAUGUGUUGUCUUGUCUGACAAAUCUGAAAUGAAUGUGUCCUUUGUCAACAUGAUUAGCCAGACACAUUUUAUUGUUAAAUACUGGAAAUAUUUUUGUAUAUAUUUUUUUUAAACUGGGGGUUUGAGUAUUUGGAAAAAACGUAAUUAUAAUUUCAACAACAAAUAAAAAUCAUCACAUUUUAAGAGGA